Molecule: messenger RNA, 1047 nt
Organism: Paramuricea clavata
Lineage: Eukaryota; Metazoa; Cnidaria; Anthozoa; Malacalcyonacea; Plexauridae
Source: the annotation of a GenBank genome assembly
UCAAUAGAUGAAGUAUUUGAAGGAUUUGAGGAUCCCUUCUCAAACCUUCAAACUGCCAAUGCACAAUCAUCGUUUAUUCAAAAGAACAUGAAAUAUGUUCAGCCGGUUGAAUAUAUCCUUGGUAGAAAUAUUGGGUUCAAGAACAAAGGAAACAAGUGGCAGAUGUGUGAAACAGAUGACACAAUGGUUUAUAUUCCUAUCCUAGAAAGCAUCGAGCAACUUCUCUCAAAUCCAAGAACCUAUGAUUUAGUAAGAAACCAUUUGACAAAGUCCAAAGAAGGGAUAUUGUACGAUAUAAGAGAUGGUUUAUGCUGGAAGAGUAACCCUAUAUUCCAGCUAAAUGCUGAUGGUCUUCAAGUAGUUCUAUACCAUGAUGAGGUAGAGCUGUGCAACCCUCUGGGAAGUCACAUGGGAAAACACAAGGUCGAUUUGUACUAUUAUUCAUUGGGUAACAUUGAUCCAAGGUUUCGGUCAAAACUUUGCGCAAUCAGAUUGGUCGCCAUUGUUAAGGCACGCGAUGUUGCUAAAUAUGGUCAUGGUAAAAUAUUGACACCAAUUGUGAAUGAUUUGGAGAAACUAGCUGCUGGUCACAUUUUUGACAUAGAUAGAUGUUCAGUGAAGUUGUAUGGUGCUGUGGUCAGUUGUAUCGGUGACACAGAAGGACAGCAUCAAUGGGGUGACUUCAAGGUGGGCGUUGGAUUUGCGCAUCAGAAGUGUCGAAACUGUCUUUGUAGGUUUGAAGACAUGCAAGAGAAAUUCACUGCCACUCAGUUCACUUUGCGAAAUUUGGCCCAAUAUGAACAGCAUUGUCAAGAUAUUGAAGAUUCACCAACAGAAGCCAUGAAAAAGGACCUCCAAACAACAUAUGGAAUUGUGGACAGGAGUAUCUUAAGUGAACUUAGUCAUUUUGAUAUCACUGCACAACUCCCCCAGGAUAUCAUGCAUGUGCUGCUUGAAGGAACUGUGCAAUACGAAGUUCGUUUUAUAUUGCAACAUUUCUUUGACUCGGGCGUCAUUACACUAAAACAGUUGAACAGUUUAGAUUAG